Messenger RNA from Helobdella robusta, 1278 nucleotides. RefSeq lists its product as hypothetical. Bases 1 to 1278 code for a protein of 425 amino acids. NCBI's taxonomy places the organism in Eukaryota, Metazoa, Annelida, Clitellata, Rhynchobdellida, Glossiphoniidae. The record is from RefSeq and is a predicted model, not a curated record. The transcript has 11 exons. Gene Ontology annotation, biological process: tRNA methylation. Gene Ontology annotation, cellular component: nucleus; tRNA (m1A) methyltransferase complex.
AUGUCUUCUAAAAAAAUUGUUCAAGAGGGCGAUACCGUCAUUCUUAAAAAGGAUUCAGAUUCUAAAGUUAUAAAAAUCAUUAGCAACAAAGCGUGUGGAAAAGAUGAUGUCAUCGCCAACGACAACAGAAACCUAAUUGAUGAUAAAACCAACCAGAAACUAACCAAAGAAGAAAUUCAAGAGAUGAGGAAAACUGGGAUAGGAGGGGAGGCCAUAGUCGACAACCUGAUCGUAAACAGUUCCACCUUUUCGAAGAAAACUGACUUCUCAAAACAGAAAUAUGUAAACAAGAAAAGCAAAAAACAUGUUACUGUGUUCACCUUGUUGGAGUGCAACACACGAAACUUGUUGGAGAUGUAUCAUAGCAAGGGCCCCACCAAGAUCUGCAAUCUUCGAAUGGACUCUCUGGCUCAGAUAUUAUGCCAUGCAAACAUUCAUCAUGGUGGCCGUUACUUGGUGGUGGAUGGUUGUCUCGGCCUGGUUCUCGGCUCCAUCAUUGAAAGACUGAAUGGUAGUGGCCUUGUAAUGAAUUUGUACACUGGAUCAGCUCCAAGCAGACCAGCCAUACACCUGAGUUACCAGUUUGUUGAAGAACAGUUAAAAGUACUGCACGACUUUCCUCUCAUCAAUGUUGCCAUGUUGAAGCCACAUGUCAACGAACGUCUUGGUAGCGAUGGUCUCUAUCAAAACAACAACGUAACGAGCAACAACAACAACCUAACAAACAACAACGACAAAGAAAGCGUUUGUGAUGAAAGAGUUAAUGUUGAUAAAAAUUCUUUAAUUAAUUCUAUUUCUGAAACGAAUGAAGAAGAAGCAGGUGAUGACGACGAUGACAUUGACGACAAUAUUGCUAACGACGAUGAUGACGAUGUCGUCAGAGAGGGUAAACACAAGAUGUCUAAACCCAGAUUAGAUAGGGAAGAGCGAGACAGAAGAAGGAAGGAGAGGCGGGAAAAGAUUGGGAGAGUGAAGUUGAUCAUUGAGGAGAAUUCAUUUGAUGGUCUGAUAAUAGCGACAAGAAUGCACACGACGCCACUGCUCAGGCAUCUCUUACGUCACCUCAGCAGCUCCAGACCGUUUGUCGUCUUCUCCCCCUACAAAGAGGUGUUGAUGGACAGUUACAUGUUUCUGAAAGACAGCAAUCAAGUUGUGCUGCUUAAGAUGUUUGAAACAUGGCUCAGGAACUAUCAGAUCCUGCCGGAAAGGAGCCAUCCACAUGUAAACAUGAGUGGGUCGGGUGGAUAUCUGCUUACCGGCUUUACUGUACACGACUGA